Halteromyces radiatus is the source of this 1913-nucleotide messenger RNA. RefSeq names its product dihydroxy-acid dehydratase. Gene Ontology annotation, molecular function: dihydroxy-acid dehydratase activity. The record is from RefSeq and is a predicted model, not a curated record. Lineage: Eukaryota; Fungi; Mucoromycota; Mucoromycetes; Mucorales; Cunninghamellaceae. Gene Ontology annotation, cellular component: mitochondrion. The coding region runs from base 57 to 1856 and encodes 599 amino acids. Gene Ontology annotation, biological process: branched-chain amino acid biosynthetic process. The transcript is spliced from 11 exons.
UUUUUUUUUCUCCCCACUCUUUCUCUAGUAUUAUUUUCUCUUCUUUGUGUAUAGACAUGGCCUCUAGGAUACUUUCAAGAGCAACACCUCUUACUACUCGUUCAAUGCGCGAAGCUAACAAAGCUGUACCCAUUGGUUUAAGACAUUAUGCUGCUACCACUUCUGAAAAGAAAAAGUUGAAUAAAUAUAGUUCUAUUAUUACUCAACCCAAAUCUCAAGGUGCUUCUCAAGCUAUGUUGUAUGCUACUGGUUUGACGGACGAAGAUAUGAACAAGGCUCAAGUCGGUAUCUCUAGUGUUUGGUAUGAAGGCAAUCCCUGUAAUAUGCAUUUAUUAGAUCUGGCUGGCAAGGUCAAGGAAGGUGUUCAAAAAGCUGGAUUGAUUGGUUACCGAUUCAACACUGUAGGUGUUAGUGACGGUAUUUCUAUGGGUACUCGUGGUAUGAGUUAUUCUCUUCAAUCUCGAGAUUUAAUUGCUGACAGUAUUGAAACCGUCAUGGGAGGUCAAUGGUAUGAUGCUAAUAUCUCUAUUCCUGGCUGUGACAAGAAUAUGCCUGGUGUCUUGAUGGCUAUGGGUCGUCUCAACCGUCCUUCUAUUAUGAUUUAUGGUGGUACUAUUCAACCUGGAAAAUCUUGUGGUGGUGGCAAUCUUGACAUUGUGUCUGCCUUCCAAGCUUAUGGCGAAUAUGUCUCCGGUAGUAUUGAUGAAGACAAACGUUAUGAUAUAAUCCGUCAUGCUUGUCCUGGUCCUGGUGCUUGUGGUGGAAUGUACACUGCCAAUACUAUGGCCUCUGCUGCUGAAGCUAUGGGAAUGUCUUUACCUUACAGUUCAUCUACUCCUGCUACUUAUCCUGAAAAGAUCCAAGAAUGCUUGAAUGCUGGUCCUGCUAUUCUUAACUUGUUAGAAAAAGAUAUCAAACCCAAAGAUAUUAUGACUAAACAAGCCUUUAUUAAUGCUAUGGUGCUUACUACUGUUUUGGGUGGAUCUACAAAUGCUGUUCUUCAUUUGAUUGCUAUUGCUCGUAGUGUGGAUAUCAAAUUGACUUUGAAGGAUUUCCAAGAUGUUAGUGAUCGUACUCCUUUCUUGGCUGAUUUGAAACCUAGUGGCAAAUAUGUGAUGGAAGAUUUGCAUGGUAUUGGCGGUAUCCCUGCUAUUUUGAAAUACCUUUUGGAAAACAAAAUGAUUGAUGGUGAUGUGAUGACAGUUACUGGCAAAUCUUUGGAAGAAAAUUUAUACUCCCUUCCUGGACUUCCUCAAGGUCAAGAUAUCAUCCGUCCUUUAUCCGAACCUAUCAAGCAAACUGGUCAUUUACAAACACUCUUUGGUAAUCUAGCUCCUGAAGGCUCCGUUGCAAAGAUCACUGGUAAAGAAGGAUUGAGUUUUACUGGCAAGGCAAGAGUAUUUGAUGGUGAAGAAAACUUUAUUUCUGCUUUGGAAAAUGGUGAAUUCAAGGUUGGUGAAAAGGUAGUUGGUAUUAUUCGUUAUGAAGGUCCCAAAGGCUCUCCUGGUAUGAGAGAAAUGUUGAAACCUACUUCUGCCAUCAUGGGUGCUGGUUUGGGUAAAGAUGUAGCUCUUCUUACUGAUGGUCGCUUCUCUGGUGGAUCUCACGGUUUCAUCGUUGGUCAUGUCUGUCCUGAAGCUUAUGUUGGUGGACCAAUUGGUUUAGUAGAAGAUGGUGAUAUUAUUUCCAUUGAUGCCGAAACUCGUGAAAUGAACAUGCAAGUAUCUGAAGAAGAAUUGGCCAAACGUCGUGCUAAUUUCAAAGCUCCCGAACCUAAAUAUACCAAAGGUACUCUUGCUCGAUACAUCAUGACCGUUAAGAGUGCUAGUGAGGGUGCUGUUACUGAUGAAGUGUAGAUAGAUAGUUAGUUAUUUUUUUUUUGAAAUAAAAAAAAAGUAGAAUAUAGAACAUAA